This is a messenger RNA of Pygocentrus nattereri (red-bellied piranha), 2832 nucleotides long. RefSeq names its product hydroxyacyl-CoA dehydrogenase trifunctional multienzyme complex subunit alpha b (gene hadhab). Lineage: Eukaryota; Metazoa; Chordata; Actinopteri; Characiformes; Serrasalmidae. Gene Ontology annotation, biological process: fatty acid beta-oxidation. Gene Ontology annotation, molecular function: NAD+ binding; enoyl-CoA hydratase activity; long-chain (3S)-3-hydroxyacyl-CoA dehydrogenase (NAD+) activity. Gene Ontology annotation, cellular component: mitochondrion; mitochondrial fatty acid beta-oxidation multienzyme complex. The record is from RefSeq and is a predicted model, not a curated record. The transcript is spliced from 20 exons. Bases 37 to 2331 code for a protein of 764 amino acids.
AUUCUCUCUUCCGCUCGUCAGCAUUGACCUCCCAAGAUGGCAGGAGUGCGAGGUUUGGGUCUUCUGUCCAGACUUACAGUACGGCAAAGAUACAGUCUUUUUACAGAUGCUUCUAGAAGGAACUUCAGUGUCACAUCCUCCUUAAUGGCUCGUACACACGUAAACUAUGAGAUCAAGGGAGAUGUGGCCGUUAUUCGCAUCAAUGACCCGACCUCAAAGGUGAACACCCUAUCAGUUCAUAUGCAAAAGGAGAUGACUGAAAUUAUGGAUGAGAUUUGGGCCAAUAAUGCAAUCACAAGUGCUGUACUGAUCUCCUCCAAGCCUGGCUGCUUCAUUGCAGGGGCUGAUAUAAACAUGAUCCAGGCCUGUAAAAGUACAGAAGAAGUAACUAAUCUCUCUCAGGAGGGGCAGAAAAUGUUUGAAAAAAUUGAAAAGUCCCCAAAACCUGUUAUUGCUGCCAUCAAUGGUUCAUGUCUUGGUGGGGGGUUAGAGUUGGCCAUCGCUUGCCAGUACAGAGUGGCUACAAAGAAUAAGAAGACAGUUCUGGGCACCCCUGAGGUCUUGCUGGGUCUUCUGCCUGGAGCUGGAGGAACACAGAGACUGCCAAAAAUGAUUGGUCUUCCUGGUGCCUUUGAUAUGAUGUUAACAGGAAGAAACAUCCGUUCAGAUAAAGCCAAGAAAAUGGGCCUGGUGCACCAGUUGGUUGACACCCUAGGUCCUGGAUUGAAGAGCCCAGAGGAGAGAACUAUUGAAUACUUGGAGGAAAUAGCUGUUGACUGUGCACGAGGAAUUGUCAAUAAGAAAAUCCCACUCGCUAAAGAAAAGAGUAUGAUGCAAAAAAUACAAGACUAUAUUAUGAGCUACCCAUUUGUGCGAAAUCAGAUCUACAGUACUGUGCAGAAAAAAGUUAUGAAACAGACAAAAGGAUUAUACCCUGCCCCUCUGAAAAUCAUUGAGUGUGUGAAGGCUGGCAUGGAGCAAGGAUUAGAUGCAGGAUACCUAGCAGAGUCACAGAAUUUUGGCAAAUUAGCAAUGACGUCUGAAUCCAGAGCACUUAUUGGACUGUACCAUGGCCAAGUUGCUUGCAAGAAGAACCGUUUUGGAGUCCCUAAAAAGGACGUUAAAACAUUGGCCAUCUUGGGAGCAGGGCUGAUGGGGGCAGGCAUCGCUCAGGUGUCUGUGGAUAAAGGCAUUAAUACCAUUCUGAAGGACACCACACUGGAGGGACUCAACCGGGGACAGCAACAGGUUUACAAAGGACUAAAUGACAAGACCAAGAAGAAGAGCAUUACCUCAUUCGAAAGAGACAGCACACUGUCGAGUCUUACAGGACAGCUGGACUACAGUGGCUUUCAAAAGGCUGACAUGGUUAUUGAGGCUGUAUUUGAGGACAUUGCUAUCAAACAUAAGGUCUUAAGAGAAGUUGAAGCUGUCACUUCUCCCGAAUGUAUAUUUGCCUCCAACACAUCAGCUCUCCCAAUCAAAGACAUUGCAGCUGCCAGUACACGACCAGAGAAGGUAGUUGGAAUGCACUACUUUUCUCCAGUGGACAAAAUGCAACUUCUGGAGAUAAUUACUACUGACAAAACAUCUAAGGAUACCACAGCCUCUGCAGUUGCAGUUGGCCUGAAACAAGGCAAAAUCAUAAUUGUUGUUGGCGAUGGACCUGGGUUCUAUACCACAAGAUGCUUAGCUCCCAUGUUAGCUGAAGCUGUCAGAGUACUCCAGGAAGGAGUGGACCCCAAGAAACUGGACUCAUUGACUACAGGAUUUGGGUUUCCAGUGGGUGCAGCCACCCUAGCUGAUGAAGUAGGCAUUGAUGUGGCCGCUCAUGUGGCUGAGGACCUGGGCAAAGCUUUUGGCUCAAGAUUUGGUGGAGGAGAUCCCGAACUUCUGAAGACAAUGGUGGAAAAAGGUUUCAAAGGCCGCAAGUCUGGUAAGGGAUGCUAUUUGUACCAGCCUGGACUCAAACACAAAGAUGUCAACCCAGAACUUGAGGAGAUUCUUGAGCUUUACAAGAUGACACCAAACCCUGCAGUGUCAUCAGACUCAGAUGUGCAGUACAGACUGGUGUCUCGCUUUGUGAAUGAAGCUGUGUUGUGCCUACAAGAGGGCAUCCUGGCCAACCCAGUAGAGGGAGACAUCGGAGCUGUGUUUGGUCUGGGUUUCCCCCCGUGCCUUGGAGGUCCUUUCCGCUUUGUGGACACAUUUGGUGCUGACAAAUUAGUGGAGAAGAUGAGGAGGUUUGAAGAGGUGUAUGGGAACCAGUUCACUCCAUGCUCGCUCUUGCUUGAUCAUGCUAAGGAUCCAAGCAAAAAAUUCCAUAAGUGACCUAAUCAUGUGCCAUUAAUAACAUUUAUAGAAUGAAUUCUGUUUUUAAUGUAAGCAGAACAUGACCGACUUGGUGCACUUAGAGAGUGAGAGAGUGGUCAGAAUGUGUUAUCAUGUGAAUUGCCUCUACAUGUUUAACAAAGUGAAAGCAGAGAAUUACUAUGUGCUUCUCUAAUAUUAAAGCAGCCUUUUUACUGAAUUAUAAUUUUGGGUUUGAGUUGCUUUUGUAAGUUUAACAUUUGAUAGAUUUGUAUUUCCAGUGUAAAUGACCAUGAGAACUCAAUGGGUUAAGGACAUUUCUGUACAGUGUCAGACCAGAUCCUAACAAGCAAAAUCUGUCAAUAUUGUCUUUUCUCUUGAGCUUGAUUUAGUUCAAGAGAAUUCAUUUAUCUGUGAAACUGUUUGGAUUUUUGGUGAAUAUUGGCACUUGCUGAGAUCUCACUUUCUCUGGUUAGAGAGAAAAAACAAUCAUGAGACAAUAAACAAAUGUUUCUGUUGUGA